CCGGCGGCGGCGCACCUCCAAUCUCUGCGGCGGAAGGGGGAACCCGGGUCCCGCGGCCGGCGAGUGAGUCGCUCGCAGAACCGAGGUGCGUGAGGUGGGCGGCGGCCAGCGGAGCCUCUGCGGGGAAAGAAGGCGCGGGGUCCACAGCCUGAGGAGACGCAGAGGCAGGGCAGCCCCGGGGAGGGAGCCGGCUGCAGAGGAAGAUGCCCGGAACCGACCUCCUCAAGCUGAAGGACUUCGAGCCUUAUUUGGAGAUUUUGGAAGCAUAUUCCAUAAAAGCCAAGAAUUAUGUGAAUGGGUAUUGCACCAAAUAUGAGCCCUGGCAGCUCAUUGCGUGGAGUGUCCUGUGUACUCUGCUGAUAGUCUGGGUGUAUGAGCUUAUCUUCCAGCCAGAGAGUUUAUGGUCUCGGUUUAAAAAAAAAUUAUUUAAGCUUAUCAGGAAGAUGCCAUUUAUUGGACGUAAGAUCGAACAACAGGUGAGCAAAGCCAAGAAGGAUCUUGUCAAGAACAUGCCAUUCCUAAAGGUGGACAAGGAUUAUGUGAAAACUCUGCCUGCUCAGGGUAUGGGCACAGCUGAGGUUCUGGAGAGACUCAAGGAGUACAGCUCCAUGGAUGAUUCCUGGCAAGAAGGGAAAGCCUCAGGAGCUGUGUACAACGGGGAACCGAAGCUCACGGAGCUGCUGGUGCAGGCUUAUGGAGAAUUCACGUGGAGCAAUCCACUGCAUCCAGAUAUCUUCCCUGGACUACGGAAGUUAGAGGCAGAAAUCGUAAGGAUGACUUGUUCCCUCUUCAAUGGGGGACCAGAUUCCUGUGGAUGUGUGACUUCUGGGGGAACGGAAAGCAUCCUGAUGGCCUGCAAAGCUUACCGGGACUUGGCCUUAGAGAAGGGGAUCAAAACUCCAGAAAUUGUGGCUCCUGAGAGUGCCCAUGCUGCAUUCGACAAAGCAGCUCAUUAUUUUGGAAUGAAGAUUGUCCGAGUUGCACUGAAAAAGAACAUGGAGGUGGAUGUGCAGGCAAUGAAGAGAGCCAUCUCCAGGAACACAGCUAUGCUGGUCUGUUCUACCCCACAGUUUCCUCAUGGUGUGAUGGAUCCUGUCCCCGAAGUGGCCAAGCUGGCUGUCAGAUAUAAAAUCCCACUCCAUGUGGAUGCUUGUCUGGGGGGCUUCCUCAUUGUCUUCAUGGAGAAAGCAGGGUACCCACUGGAGAAACCAUUUGAUUUCCGGGUAAAAGGUGUGACCAGCAUUUCAGCAGAUACUCAUAAGUAUGGCUAUGCUCCCAAAGGUUCAUCAGUGGUGAUGUACUCUAACGAGAAGUACAGGACAUACCAGUUCUUUGUUGGUGCAGACUGGCAAGGUGGUGUCUACGCAUCUCCAAGCAUAGCUGGCUCACGGCCUGGUGGCAUCAUUGCAGCCUGUUGGGCCGCCUUGAUGCACUUCGGUGAGAACGGCUAUGUUGAAGCUACCAAACAGAUCAUCAAAACUGCUCGCUUCCUGAAGUCAGAACUGGAAAACAUCAAAAACAUCUUCAUUUUCGGUGAUCCUCAGUUGUCAGUUAUUGCUCUGGGAUCCAACGAUUUUGACAUCUACCGACUGUCUAAUAUGAUGUCUGCUAAGGGGUGGAAUUUUAACUACUUGCAGUUCCCAAGAAGCAUUCAUUUCUGCAUUACGUUAGUACAUACUCGGAAGCGAGUGGCGAUCCAAUUCCUAAAGGAUAUCCGGGAAUCAGUCACACAAAUCAUGAAGAAUCCUAAAGCUAAGACCACAGGAAUGGGUGCCAUCUAUGGCAUGGCCCAGGCAACCAUUGACAGGAAGCUGGUUGCAGAAAUAUCCUCCGUCUUCUUGGACUGCCUUUAUACUACGGACCCCGUGACUCAGGGCAACCAGAUGAACGGUUCUCCAAAGCCCCGCUGAACUUUGACCCUUGUGGGUUCCAUGGAGCUUCAGGCCUUCAGAAGGUUCUUGGCGUUUGGAACAGACUGCACACAAUUUGACAUCUGGACUGGCUCCGUAGAGCACAAUAGGAUAAACCUUAAGAUAGCUUCAGCCUCAGGACUCCUUUGUUUCCUUGUGGGGCUUUUAGUUUGAAGACCCUGAAAGAUCCCACUGCAUAGUGAGUCUGCCCUGGUUAUUAAUGUUACCCUAGAAAUUGCUUUAACCUUAUUUUUCUCUAACGUCUUUAGCAUCGUCUUUACUUAAUCAUUGUGUGGUGGCUCCGACCUGUCCUGAUUGCUUAGGGAAAAUGUGAGAUAGCAAGAGGGUGUCUCUGCUGCCUCAGUGGGGUGUUCUGGCCAUCAGGCAGGAGGCAGUUAUGUACCGUGUUCCCUCAGGUGGGUGUCUAUCUGUCCCAUGCAGGGGGAGGUUCAGCCUCUGCUUCAGGAGAUGCCGCUUGUCCUCAGGAUCACUGUCAUUACAGCUUGCUUUACUUUUCCAAGCACACGUCGGCCAGACUGCUGGCCUCUUUUUUUUUAUGUUUUAUUUUUAAAUAACUGGAGUAUAUUCCCUUGGCAGGGUUUGAAGUGCUCCUUUGUCUUGUGCAUGACCAUGGCUGCUGCCAUCUUUGGAGACGCCUGUUGGCAGUCAUACACUUGUUUGUUCUUAUUACUGUAGGGUAAGAAAUGAACAUGUUUUUCAGAGAAUCUAGGGCUUUCUGGCUGUUGGCACUGCCUCUCUGGAUGGAGUAGGAGUAGAUCACUCCUGAGCCCUCUCCUGGGCCAGAGAAGCCACAACCAGACCCUUUCCCAUAUUUUCGUGAACAGCAACAUAGGUAAGCGCCUACGUCGUGCACAUGUGGGCAGUAGUCUUCCCCUUCGACAUUGCCUUAAGCCUUCAUGUAAUGAGAAUCUGCUUUUAUUGAAGAAAACACUCCACAAGUGUCCUUGACUUCCUCAUUGGGUGUGAAGAUGUGCAGAGGACACUUGCUCCAUCAGUGUGUGUUCUUCCUGCCCCUUCCCCCCUUACUCAGCUUCCAAAGGUACGACAGCAUUUUAGCUUCAGGUACUAGACGUUCCUCAGGCCCCACUAAAAGGAAGCAGCGUAGGACAAGAGACAUUUUGGAGUAGAAAGGGAUGGCUACAGCCAUUACGCUUGGGGCCUGGGGUUCCUUCUUAACACUGAUUACCCAGGGCUAUACAGGGACAGGACCAAUCCCUGGCCAAUUUCCCAUUUGCUUCUCCCUUAUAGGGACUGGGGGCUCUGAGGUAGGCAGAGCCCCUGCCCAGCUCUGAUGACCGUACCAUGUGCCUUUCUACCCAUCAGUGAGUAACAACCCUCGUCCUCACCCAGGCCCUGGCAGAAGUGGACCACUCUUUGAGGUGUGUCUGCUUAUAGGAGAGAACUUGGGACAGAUCACCAGAAGCCAUGCUCUGUUCCUUCCCCUUCUCAGGGAUUCCUGAGUAUUCAGCCUGGGUAUUGCUCGCUGGGAGAGCCAGACCACCAGGCUCUUCCUCACCCUCCUUAGGAAGUGGUCUUCAGCACUGUUCUGACCCCAGGUGUUACCAGCUGGCUCAUCACAGGGCAUGUGCAUAUGUCCACUUCCCUCCUGUAUGCUCUACAGUGCAUUAUGAGGCUCAGGGAUGGUUGGUGUUGACGUGUGUCACAGAGAGGCUGAGUUCCUGAGCGUACACACUUAACAGUGGUUAGACUGUUGGACUCCUCUGGGCCUCCUCUCUGGCUUACAAGUGGCUAAAAUGGAGAAGCAUCCUUUAUAGUCUCAGCAGAGCCAGGGACCAAGUCGCUCCCUUCCUUUGUGGUAGCACUAGCAUGGGGUGCUGGUGUUUUUCAGAGGGACCUGCUGCAGCCAUUUUAAUUCAUGAUUAGGAACCUUAGUGUGACUUAAGAGUUUCAUUGUGUGUUUAUGUGUGCAUGCCAUGCCUAGUCAGUGACAGGGGUGGGUAGGGUGUCUAGUAUCAUGGUAUCACAUGGCUUAGUAGAUGCCACAGUAGCUUCUGCAAACACUGUACUGUCUUGUUUCUGUAUUAGAUGUCGGUAGUCAUGUGAAUAUACUGCCAUGUCACUUUUAAUAAUACCAGUUUUAUACUUGGAAAAUGGUACUUGCCUCUUUGAAAUCUAUUUUGUCUCUAAUGUCCCUACCAUCUCUAUGUUCUUUCCUAACUGCAGCAAUAACCCUUCAAAAGCAAUUGAAUAAUAAAUGUCCCAAACUGUAA
Mus caroli (Ryukyu mouse) is the source of this 4162-nucleotide messenger RNA. RefSeq names its product sphingosine-1-phosphate lyase 1 (gene Sgpl1). Gene Ontology annotation, cellular component: endoplasmic reticulum. NCBI's taxonomy places the organism in Eukaryota, Metazoa, Chordata, Mammalia, Rodentia, Muridae. Gene Ontology annotation, biological process: carboxylic acid metabolic process; sphingolipid catabolic process. Gene Ontology annotation, molecular function: sphinganine-1-phosphate aldolase activity; pyridoxal phosphate binding. The record is from RefSeq and is a predicted model, not a curated record.